AGCGCCACAUCUAAAUGACAGUGAAUGCAUGGAAUUUACUGACUGAUGAGAAGUUGCGUGAGAACACCAACGCAGGAAACGAAUCAAUAAAAUACGCAUAAUUUAGCUAGCUACAACAUUUAUUUAUAUCUACCAAAAAAAAGCAACAAUGAUGAACGGAGAGAUUAACGGUUUUCACAACUCCCUUAUCGACGAGGACUGCUUCCUAUUCACCUCGGAGUCAGUUGGAGAAGGACACCCUGAUAAGAUUUGUGACCAGAUCAGUGAUGCUGUGCUUGACGCCCAUCUCAAGCAGGAUCCUGAUGCUAAAGUUGCUUGUGAGACUGUUGCUAAGACUGGGAUGAUCCUGCUGGCAGGUGAGGUGACGUCGCUUGCUACAGUGGACUAUCAGAAGGUGGUUCGCGACACCAUCCGCCACAUUGGAUACGAUGACUCCUCUAAAGGUUUUGACUAUAAGACCUGCAAUGUGCUGGUGGCCCUAGAGCAGCAAUCUCCAGACAUUGCCCAGGGUGUUCACAUUGACCGCAAUGAGGAGGAUGUUGGGGCAGGGGACCAGGGCCUGAUGUUUGGUUAUGCCACUGAUGAGACGGAGGAGUGCAUGCCCCUCACCAUUAUGCUUGCCCACAAGCUCAACGCUAAGAUGGCUGAACUGCGUCGCAAUGGCGCCCUGCCCUGGCUCCGGCCUGACUCCAAGACCCAGGUGACCGUUCAGUACCGCCAAGACCGUGGCGCCAUGUUGCCGGUGCGUGUCCACACCAUUGUGGUCUCCGUGCAGCAUGAUGAGCACAUCUGCUUGGACGAGAUGCGUGACGCUCUCAAGGAGAAGAUCGUCAAGGCUGUGGUGCCCUGCAUUUACCUGGAUGAUGACACCAUUUACCACAUGCAGCCCAGCGGGCGCUUCGUCAUCGGAGGCCCACAGGGUGACGCUGGCCUGACGGGCCGUAAGAUCAUUGUUGAUACUUAUGGAGGCUGGGGUGCCCAUGGUGGAGGAGCCUUCUCAGGGAAGGACUACACUAAGGUGGACCGCUCUGCUGCCUAUGCUGCCCGCUGGGUGGCCAAGUCUCUGGUGAAGGCUGAGCUGUGCAAGCGGGUCCUUGUCCAGGUUGCCUAUGCCAUCGGAGUAGCCCAUCCCCUCUCAAUCUCCAUAUUCCACUACGGCACAUCUCAGAAGAGUGAGCGGGAGCUACUGGACAUCGUCAAGAGAAACUUUGACCUUCGUCCUGGUGUCAUUGUCAGGGAGCUGGAGCUGAAGAAGCCUAUGUAUCAGAGGACCGCUGCCUACGGCCACUUUGGCCGGGACUCCUUCCCAUGGGAGAUGCCCAAAAAGCUAAAAUACUAAACUUGUGAAGCCUUUUCCCCCCAGGCCUGUUGGUGUAUACUACAGAGAAGCCUACAUGGUCUUGGGGGUGAAAGGCCCUUAAUUCUCUUCCCUAAUGGGGUAUUAGAACCCUACCCCCUUUCUACUUCCUCUCUCCAGUCAUCUGUACUGUAUUUUUGCUGUUAGUAGUCAAUGUAAUACUACCAACAUUCUCAAAAUAUUUCAGGAAAGUAAUGUUGAGAGGUUAAUGUUAGCUAGCUAAUCUCUUCCACCAGCCGUCUCGCUCUACUGACUCAUCUGGUUUCACAGCGCAUCAGAAAGGGACUUGAAUGGAGGCUAUGGCAGAUGCAGAAAACUUCUGAUUCUAAUUUGCUGAUCUGUCCACCUAGAACACAACACUUAGAACCUCUUUCCCCCCCUACAUUGUGGACUUAAGUGUGAACAGUACAUGUGAUUAUAAUUGUUUUUAACAAUUAAGUUAGGAAAAUCUGAAAGUACGUAUUGGGGUUUUACGACUAUUACAAUAUUGAAUAUGAUUGACGGCUGUCGUUGAUGGUGAUAUUGUGACGUGACCGUGGACUAGCCUAUUUCAACUUGACUGGCAUCACGCUGUAAAGAGCUGGUCAGGCAAGGACAUUCCAAGUGGCCUAUUCCUUUGCUCUAGCCUGCAUAACCUAUUUCAAUAAAUGUAAUAAGCAACUUACUGAAUGCAAGAGCACAAUUUAGACGGGGCUACAGACGUAGUUUCUUCUCCGCACGGAGUUUGGAUACCUCACCGAUUUCUAGAACGCAUUCUAACGGGAAGGUAGCUGGAUUAAAUCCCUGUGCUGGCAAGGUAAAAAUCUGUUCUGCCCCUGAGCAAGGCAGUUAACACACUGUUCCCCGGGCGCGACAACUUGGAUGUUGAUUAUGCCCCGCACCUCUCUGAUUUUGGUUAAAUGCGGAGGACUCUUCAGUUGUACUAGGUAUCCCCCUUUCCUUUAAUUGGUCCCAGAAGCCAAUGGGUUGGUCCAGAGCCAGAACACCUGGGUAACGAACUGAAUUUGAUAUUCUGAUUUGGUUAGGGAUGAUCUAAUCAGACUUUUUUUUUUUGUUGUACAACACCCCUAUUUUUAAUUUUUUUAGGAAUUUUAUCCCCUUUCUCUCACCAAUUUUGUGGAAUCCAAUUGUUAAUAUCUUGUCUCAUCGCUACAACUCCCAUACGGGCUCGGGAGAGACGAAGGUCGAGCCAUGCGUCCUCCGAAACACAACCCAACCAAGCCGUACAGCUUCUUAACACAGCGCGCAUCCAACCCGGAAGCCAGCCGCACCAAUGUGUCGGAGGGAACACUGCACCUGGCGACCUGGUCAGUGUGCACUGCGCCCUGCCUGACACAGGAGUCGCUAAUGCGAGAUGAGACAAGGAAAUCCCUACCAAACCGUCCCUAACCCGGCCGACGCUAGGCCAAUUGUGCAUCGCCCCAUGGACCUCCCGGUCGCAGCCGGCUGCGACAGAGCCUGGGCUCGGACCCAGAGUCUCUGAUGGCACAGCUAGCAGUGCCUUAGACCACUGCGCCACCCGGGAGGCCUCUACACUCUAUUUUGAGGUCACCAAAAACUAACAUUAAUUUGAUAUUUUCUCUACCUUUUCAUAUGAAUUCAGUUUUUAUGCGAGCUGGUUUUCUCCCGCUACUACUUCAAUGAAUUUAUUUUACGGUGCUCAAGGCUCUCAAAGUUAAGGUGUUUUUGAAUUACCUAAACAUGAUUGGUUUAAGGUAAUGAGGUAGAACAAACGAUAGUAAAAUUGAAUCAGUAGUUUUGAACAUGCCUUAGUUGCGAAGCUUGCCUUUGCAGGCCAUUUUUAAUUAGUAUGCUUAUCAAAAGCAUUAAGACAAGUUAGUUAUGAAGCGUAUUUCUCAUAGGCUAUUCUAAUAGUGUUUAGUGUUUUAAAAUUGCAGCUUUCAAAUGGGAACUAUUGUUAACGUCAGUCUAUAGAUUCUCUAUCCACCUUGGGGCGACAGGUAGCCUAGUGGUUAGAGCGUUAGGCCUGUAACCGGAUGUUGCUAGAUUGAAUCCCAGAGCUGACCAGGUCAAAAAAUCUGUCAUUCUGCCCCUGAACAAGGCAGUUAACCCACUAUUCCUAGGCUGUCAUUGUAAAUAAGCAUUUGUUCAUAACUGACUUGCCUAGUUAAAUAAAUAAAAAUAUCACAGCUUUAGUUUGAUCUAAUACAGCUGUAGCAGUCUCGCUCCCUUUACUGCCCCGAUUUCUAAGCUACACCCCAUUCAAGUCCCACUUUGUUGUACAGUGUUACUAGGCUCUUUAUGCGGUUAGCCAAGUCUUCCUCUUCCAUUGAGGUCUUUCGCACUACAACGCUUAGCCCCUGCCCAGCAUGACUGAGGAACUGUACAUUCUGUAGUUUGGUUAUUCGGGCUUAGCUGUCCUUUCAAAUAUUUUGCUGACCUACCAAGGCUACAUGUUGCGAUCAUAUUAAUUUACUGGUGCUACUGAAUGAAGGCCCCCAGCCCCUUAAUCAUUUUCCUUUGGUUGACACUACUUUCUGGUUUUGUGACCCACCCCAAAAUCCUUUUUGAAGCUUUAUUUCACUCCCCUUAUCAUUUGUUGAGGAUGCAAGUUAAGGGUCAGUAGUUGUUGCUAUGCGUUGCAGGCUGAGAACCGAGACAAUCUUGAUUUAUUUUCAAGUAACUUUCUUGAAUAUACGCAGUCAAAUCUGGGAUGCCCCUGCAGAUGUCUGUGCUGUUCUGAUGUAAUACAGAAAAGUCAGAAGCUGCUAUGUCACUGCUAUGGCCUGUAGGGGUGUUGAUUAUACUUGAUUGUUUAAAACAUGUUGUCAUUGGCAUGUCAUGUUAAACUCCUUCAAAAGGUAGUUUAAUUUCAUAUUGUUUUGCUUUUUUUACAAAAUGGUUUGUCAAGGCUCUUCCUUGGGUAUUGAGGGCAGGUGUAGCUACAGAGAAACCACCCUCUUUAUCCUGAAGGAAGGCUGUCUUUGCUACAAUGAAGAGCUCUUAAUACUGGCACAACGUUUUUAAAAAAUAUUUAUUUGUUCUCUGAAUCUUGGUGUGGAUACAGAGAAGCCAAGGAUUCAGAAGGCAGCUUAAACCCCAGAGGGUUUUUAUUUUUAUUUUUUAUCUCACAUUGACUUUCCUGAAUGCUGUAACAUUUUCAAUGGUUCCAAAGUGUCCUACAGAAAAGCUUUGGUCUGCCUCCACGGAACUGUCACUGGCUGAUGUGAUGAGUAUUUUGGACUGCGGUUGUAUGGGGUGAGAUUGUAUUGACUAUACAUGUGUGGUCAAUGCAAUGAGGCCAUUCUUAGUCCCCCCUUAUCCUUGCAUAAAGAGAUGGCAGCGUUUGGCUGGUGUGGUACAGAGAAACCAGCCUCGUUUACAAGCUGUCACUUGUUUGUAUGGAUAGGGUUUCCCUCUGUGCUUUUCAUUAUUUUGACACUGGCUAGUCUUCUGGCUACUGAGUGUAAGAGUGCCUCCCCCUUGUACUUUCUCCCCUCCUGCUCUUCAUCAACAUAGGUCUGACAUCCUGAGGAACAGGGAUCUUGUCUCAAUGCUUCUGUCUUCAGAGGUUAGAUACUGAUUUCUCAUGUCAAAGAUCUGUAAUAAAUGUCUGCUUUCCUUCAUGAA
This is a messenger RNA of Oncorhynchus mykiss (rainbow trout), 4948 nucleotides long. Its product is annotated as S-adenosylmethionine synthase. Lineage: Eukaryota; Metazoa; Chordata; Actinopteri; Salmoniformes; Salmonidae. Gene Ontology annotation, biological process: S-adenosylmethionine biosynthetic process. The record is from RefSeq and is a predicted model, not a curated record. Gene Ontology annotation, molecular function: ATP binding; methionine adenosyltransferase activity.